Messenger RNA from Xenia sp. Carnegie-2017, 644 nucleotides. RefSeq lists its product as uncharacterized. Lineage: Eukaryota; Metazoa; Cnidaria; Anthozoa; Malacalcyonacea; Xeniidae. Bases 163 to 468 code for a protein of 101 amino acids. The record is from RefSeq and is a predicted model, not a curated record. The transcript is spliced from 5 exons.
ACACAAAGCCUAGAAUAUUGCACCAGUCCACCCAUUAAAACACUCGCCAUUUCUUUGAUCAAAGAGCAUUUUGCCAACCGUCAACUCUCUUCGCUAUUUUCGAAUCGGAGUAAAAUAUCAAAGCUCCUUCAUCAAGUGUCGUACGCAAGUGUUCGAGCGAGGAUGUUGGUGAAAGCAAUCAAAAAAUUUGCUAUUGAUCACAUCGUUGUAACUGAAGACAAGAUUUUGAAGACAGAAUUUUCGAGUUACGAAAAGUUCUUGAAGUUUGUCGUUACAUUUGAUCUGCGCUCUCUCGUGAUCGAUGGGAAAAUACCGUUCACAACCCAACGAGUCAUCGGCACUUGCGUAAGCGUUGAAAGCAUCAAAGAGAGGCUAAACGCGUUUCCAGCAAUCAUUCAAAAUCUUCCCAAAAUUCUUAGCGCGGCGGAUGAGUUACUUCAUGUUGGGAAAAUGAACGGACACGAGUAGUCCAAAAUUAACGUUAGCCGUUAGAGUUUUUACUUUACGUAAUCCAAUUCAUAUUAGAAAUAAAACUUUAAUUAUUUUUUUCGUACAAUGAUGUGUUCGUACUUACAGUGCUGCAACAUCAUUUCUAUGUAACAUUUAUAUGAUUCAAUAUAUUACCACAUUCGUGGCAACAUCUA